Molecule: messenger RNA, 180 nt
Organism: Botrytis porri
Lineage: Eukaryota; Fungi; Ascomycota; Leotiomycetes; Helotiales; Sclerotiniaceae
Exons: 2
Coding region: 1-180 (59 amino acids)
Source: RefSeq, a predicted model, not a curated record
AUGUUGAAAAAUACUUCUGAUCAGAAACUCGACACCAUGGACGAGGAAUGGAUUCCGAAACAUAAAGUUCUCGCGCACCGUACCCAAAAACUCAAUCCCCUCUUCGGAAGCGGCGGAUCCACAUCGCGCUGGGGAAUCAACGGAGAGAAAUUUGAUAUCGAUGUUCCUGGAUUUAUUUGA